This is a messenger RNA of Xyrauchen texanus (razorback sucker), 4108 nucleotides long. Its product is annotated as kelch-like protein 21. The record is from RefSeq and is a predicted model, not a curated record. Gene Ontology annotation, molecular function: protein binding. The transcript has 5 exons. Lineage: Eukaryota; Metazoa; Chordata; Actinopteri; Cypriniformes; Catostomidae. Gene Ontology annotation, biological process: protein ubiquitination. The coding region runs from base 374 to 2215 and encodes 613 amino acids.
GGGUGAGUUAUUCCUUUAAACUUUAGCUUUGUUGGUGUUUGGGGGUACUCAUAGUGGGGAAUGGAACAUUUCUGUAAGAGAAGCUGAAGGGUGUGAGGAGACCUCCCUCCCUGUCUAUGAAAAUGGACACUGCUGGUGUAUUUAUAGAACAGACACAGUGAUGUGCACUCUUUUUUUUUUUUAAGAGACCAACCAUUGCACACAUUCGUCAUAACCAUAUGAUAUAUCAUGCUAGAAGCUACGUGCUCUUCUUUCAUAAAUUUAAACACUUUGGGAGGAAACACAGGUAGGCUAAACUACAUUUAAAAUUACAAAUCCAGUGUUCUGAGUGGAAGUACACAAAGAGAGAUACACCAAACUAAAGGGAGUUGCUAUGGAGAAGCCAGUUUUACAAACGCAGUCCUCUAUGCUGCCAUUCUUUGAUGCAGCCCAUGCUGUCAACUUGCUCCGUGGUAUCAACGAGCUCCGUGCAGAGCGCAAGUUCUUUGAUGUCACAUUGUGCGCUGAGGGCAAAGAGUUCCACUGCCAUCGAACUGUGCUAGCAGCUGCCAGCACCUACUUUCGCGCCAUGUUUGCCGGUACGCUUCGAGAAAGCGCAAUGGACCGUGUGGUACUGCACGAGGUAUCAGCCGAACUCUUGGGCCUCCUGGUGGACUUUUGCUACACAGGUCAUGUCACUGUCACACACGACAAUGUGGAUCUCCUACUCAAGACAGCGGACCUCUUCCAGUUCCCUUCUGUCAAAGAGGCAUGCUGUGCUUUCCUGGAACAGAGGCUUGAUGUCUCCAACUGCUUGGAGAUCCAGGACUUUGCAGAGGCUUAUGCCUGCCACGAGUUGGCCACUAGUGCUCGCCGUUUUGUGCUGAAGAACAUUGUGGAGUUGGCAAAGAGCAUAGACUUUGAAAGGCUGUCUUGGAAGCGACUACUGGAGUUUGUGUCUGAUGAUGGACUGUGUGUGGAUAAGGAAGAAACGGCAUACCAGAUUGCCGUACGCUGGGUCAAAGCUGACCUGCAGCACCACUUGCAUUACUGGCCUGAACUGCUGCAGCAGGUGCGCCUUCCGUUUGUUCGACGUUUCUACCUUCUGGCCCACGUGGAGAGUGAUCCGCUGGUCUACUUGUCACCUGCGUGUUUGCGGUUGGUCAGUGAGGCACGUAGCUUUCAGUCAUACGAAUAUGACCGCCAUGACCGACCCAGCCAUCGAAUGCGCCCUCGUCCGUCCACUGGCCUGGCUGAAAUUCUGGUGGUGGUGGGAGGAUGUGAUCAGGAGUGUGAUGAGCUUGUCACUGUGGAUUGCUACAACCCUCAGACUGGACAGUGGAGAUAUUUAGCUGAAUUUCCAAACCACCUUGGAGGUGGCUACAGCAUAGCAGCCCUGGGCAACGACAUUUACGUGACAGGUGGCUCGGAUGGAUCACGUCUGUAUGAUUGCGUUUGGCGCUACAACUCCAGUGUGAAUGAAUGGACAGAGGUCUGCCCCAUGCUGAAAGCUAGAGAGUACCACAGCUCAUGUGUUCUCAAGGGCCAGCUCUAUGUGGUUGCUUUGGACAGCACAGAACGCUAUGACCAUAUCUUGGACUGCUGGGAGACCUUGCCACCCAUGCUGCAUCCCAUGGAUAACUGUUCUACCACGGCUUGCAGGGGACGGCUCUAUGCAAUUGGCUCUUUAACUGGAGAGGACACAAUGGCUAUUCAGUGCUACGAUGCUGAUAGCAAUUGCUGGACCCUUGUGAACAGUGAAGAGUUGCCUCCAUGGUCUUUUGCCCCCAAACCAGUGACUUUAAAUGGCUUGAUCUACUUCGUAAGGGAUGAUUCGGCAGAGGUUGAUGUCUACAACCCACAGAAAAAAGAAUGGGACAAUAUUAGUCCCAUGACGCAAGUUCAUGUUGGAGGCAGUGUGGCAGCUCUGGGUGGUCGGAUCUAUGUGUCCGGUGGCUAUGACAACACAUACGAGUUGUCCGAUGUGGUUGAGGUCUACGAUCCUGCUUCUCGAUCUUGGACCCCAGCAGGCCGCCUCCCCCAGCCCACCUUCUGGCAUGGAAGUGUUAGCAUAUUUCGACAGUUUAUGCCCCUGGUCCCUAGAACCUUUGAACCCAUCGACAUACCUGAGGCUAGUGCCAUCCACCUCCACAGACACCACCGCAACCAGGCACUUAACAACUACAACAACAAUGUCAAUCAGAACCACAACCAAGAUCUCAAUCAAGUGCAUUGAGAGCUUUUAUAGAAAUCAAGGCUGAAGGUUUCUUGGAUGUUUGCAGAUGGACAUUAAUUUGACUUUAAUUUGUGUUUGCACUUUAUAACAUAUUCACCUCAACUGGGCAGUAAAGGGAGCAGGUGAAUAGACAAUCAAUGCUUAAAUUAUUUUUUAUUUUAACUCUUUAAAUGUUGCAUGCAGUCAACACUGGAUGUGUUUACCAUGAACAGAGACUUAAAAAAAAAAAAAAAAAAGGAAAGUGACUAUGUAAGACUGCCUACAGCAUUUUAUGAUUUUCAAGCAAUCCAUAAUCCAUACCUUGGAAAUACAUGGAGGUUCCCCUCACUUUUUUUUUAUAUUAUUUCACUAAAUUAAUAAGCAUGGACCUUUUAAUGUGAUCCAAAACUUUGCAACUUCAAGUCCACAUCCCAAAGUAAACUUGUUCUUACCAAACAAACAAAACAAAAACAUUUUGAGACCCCAAGCUUUCAGAAAGUUGAAGGUUUGGAUCCAAUUCAAUUGUAGAUACUUCUUUGUAACAUGAUUUAAAUGUAAUUAUUCUGCAAUGUGGAAAACAGAUGAAGAUGGUUGUUUGUAUAAGCAAAGAAGAGUCUGACAUGAAUAUUUUGGAGAAUCCAAGACUUUCCAAAAGCAAAAUAAUUCUGUUUGAAGGAUACACUUUGAAGGCCACAGCAUCAAAGUUUUUAUUUUUUUCAUUUAUCUUGCUUGAACUGCAUUUGUCAGACAAUCUACAGUAGCAUGCAUGAAAUGCUCGCAUAUUCUGUGAAUUUAUCAAACUCUUAUAUUUUAAUAAGUUAAGUUUAUUUAUAAAUAUUUAGUCAACUAUUUUUAUGGAAGGUAUGUUACAGUUUUUGAGGAACAGCUUGUUUGUAUUAUGCUGCUUGCUGAUGACAUGAAGAAUAACAUGAAAUUAUGUGAAGCUUUUGUAAUUUUAUGAAAAAUUGUAUCAGGAUUCUGUAAGAAUAACUGGAAGCAAUAAUUCAGAAACUCAUUCUUGUGUAAAAGUGUGUGUUUGAUAAUACCAUUACUUAUGAAACUGAUUAUUCAUAAAGCGGUAAUCAACAUUUGUUAUUUUAUUUUUCUUAAGGAAUGUUUAGUUUGUUUUGUGGCCAAUGUAAUUAUAACAAUGUUGACUGGAUGUUUUGAUUUGUGCCGUAAUGUUUGUAAGUGUGGUCAACAAAUAAAUAACAGGCUGCACUUUUACUUUGUCUUUUCAUUUAUAUAUAUAUUGGAAUAGUUUGGAAUAAUGUACAGAUUUAGCUUUUAUGGAAAUAAAUUGGUACUUUUAUUCACCAAAGUGGCAUUCAUCUGAUCACAAUGUAUAGUCAGGACAUUAAUAAUGUGAAAAAUUACUAUUAAAUUCAGAACUUCUUACACUCUUUCAAAGACUUCUCAUCAAAACAAUCCUCCAUGUGCAGCAAUGGCAGCUUUGCAGAUCCUUGGCAUUCUAGCUGUCAGUUUGUCCAGAUUCUCAGGUGGCAUUUCACCCCCACGCUUUCUUGGCUGUCUUGUCAGGCACUUCUCAUCCACUUUACAGUCUAGAUAAAUCACAAAAGCUCAAUAGGGUUAAGAUCCAUAACACUCUUUUCCAAAUAUCUGUUGUCCAAUAUCUGUGUUUCUUUGACCACUCUAACCUUUUCUUUUUGUUUUUCUUUUUCAAAAGUGUUUUUUUCUUUGCAAUUCUUCCCAUAAAGCCUGCACCCUAGUCUUCACUUUACUAUUGUACAUGAAACCUGAUGCUAUCAGCUGAGGACAUGUGAGGCAUCUAUUUCUCAAACUAGAGACUGAUGUAAUUACCCUCUUGUUUAGUUGUACAUCUGGCCUUCCACCUCUCUUUCUGUCCUUGUUAGAGCCAGUUGUCCUUUGUCUUUGAAGAAUGUAGUGUACAAA